Molecule: messenger RNA, 384 nt
Organism: Ascochyta rabiei
Lineage: Eukaryota; Fungi; Ascomycota; Dothideomycetes; Pleosporales; Didymellaceae
Exons: 1
Coding region: 1-384 (127 amino acids)
Source: RefSeq, a predicted model, not a curated record
AUGCUCUCGCCGGGCUUGUCUGCCACCACCUCUGAUAUCUUCCGCGUGCACCACUCCACCCUCCACCAUGUGUACAACUUGAAGCACAACCUGCCACGAUAUGCCCAUCUUCUACUGCCCGAGAUAUUGUUGGAGAGAGUCGACCCACAGCUUGAAAGGUGCGGUGAUGGUGGUGGUAAACUCGUCAAUCUUGAAGAGGUUGUCGACGUAUUCCGAGUUCUAGCAAACGUUAGGAAGACUUCUGAUAGCGAACCUGUGCAGAUCUUACUUCAUGUAGCAGAUGAUGUCGACUCCAUCAGCAUGACGAUCAUGAUGUCAGAUAUCAGGAUCUCCAAACGUCAGAUCAUCUCUCGCUCCGAAGCUGCUCGUAUCACCGUGCGUUAA